GACGACGAGGAGGAGGAAGGAAGGGAAGAGUCGGGCGGUUGAGGUUCCUCCAUCUGAAGAGGAAAUCGCCGUUUCCGCCAAGAUGGGGUCCGUCGUCUGGGAGUACGGUUAAUCGGGGCGGCGCGGGCGCCAGGCGCAGCCCGGGGAGUGAUGUGAGCAGGGAGAGCUGGUGAUGUCAUCUCCCCGGAUUGUGAAAGCCGAAACAAAUGCCUUUUGUCAGCCCGGGCCAACGGAGCCCCGUCGGUGCCCGGCGCGCUUCACCCGACGGACGCCCCGGCGGCCCGGAGAGGAGGGGAGGAGGAGGAGGAGGAGGAGCAAGAGGAGGAGGAGGAGGCCAAGCCGGGGACACCGGGUGCCCGAGCGCCCGGCCCAGAGCGGCCGUUGAAUCCGGUCGGGUCGAGGGUCGGAGUGCGGACCCCGGAAGGAUGGCCGGGAGCUGGCUGCUGUUCUCUCUCUGGCCCUGGGUGCUCCUGGUGGCACAGGCGGGUGGGCACAGCCUGUUUUCCUGCGAGCCCAUCACCCUGCGGAUGUGCCAGGACCUGCCCUACAAUUCGACCUUUAUGCCGAACCUCCUGAAUCAUUACGACCAGCAGACAGCCGCCCUGGCGAUGGAGCCCUUCCACCCCGUGGUGAACCUGGAAUGUUCCCGGGACUUCCGCCCGUUCCUGUGUGCCCUGUACGCUCCCGUGUGCAUGGAGUAUGGGCGUGUGUCCCUGCCCUGCCGGAGGCUCUGCCAGCGGGCGUUCGGCGAGUGCGCCAAGCUCAUGGAGGUGUUUGGCUUGUCGUGGCCGGAAGACAUGGAAUGCAGCAGGUUUCCGGACUGUGACGAGCCGUACCCCCGGCCGGCGGACCUGAACGCGGCGGCCGAGCCCACGGCCGCGACGCCGGCGGCGGUGCAGCGCGACUACGGGUUCUGGUGCCCCCGGGAGCUGAAGACGGAGCCGGCCCUGGGCUACUCCUUCCUGCGCGUGCGCGACUGCUCCCCGCCCUGCCCCAACAUGUACUUCCGGCGAGAGGAGCUGGCCUUCGCCCGCUACUUCAUCGGGCUCAUCUCCAUCGUCUGCCUGUCGGCCACCCUGUUCACCUUCCUGACGUUCCUGAUCGACGUCCGGCGGUUCCGCUACCCGGAGCGGCCCAUCAUCUUCUACGCCGUCUGCUACAUGAUGGUGUCGCUCAUCUUCUUCGUCGGGUUCCUGCUGGAGGACCGGGUGGCCUGCAACGCCGCCCGGCCGGCCCAGUACCGGGCCGCCACGGUGACCCAGGGCUCCCACAACAAGGCCUGCACCCUGCUCUUCAUGGUGCUCUACUUCUUCACCAUGGCGGGCAGCGUCUGGUGGGUCAUCCUCACCAUCACGUGGUUCCUGGCGGCCGUGCCCAAGUGGGGGAGCGAGGCCAUCGAGAAGAAGGCGCUGCUGUUCCACGCCAGCGCCUGGGGCAUCCCGGGGACGCUGACCAUCGUCCUCCUGGCCAUGAACAAGAUCGAGGGGGACAACAUCAGCGGCGUGUGCUUCGUGGGCCUCUACGACGUGGACGCCCUGCGCUACUUCGUCCUGGCCCCGCUCUGCCUGGACGUGGCCGUCGGGGUGUCCCUCCUGCUGGCCGGCAUCGUCUCCCUCAACCGGGUGCGCAUCGAGAUCCCCCUGGAGAAGGAGAACCAGGACAAGCUGGUCAAGUUCAUGAUCCGCAUCGGCGUGUUCAGCGUGCUCUACCUCGUGCCGCUCCUGGUCGUCAUCGGCUGCUAUUUCUACGAGCAGGCCCACCGGGGCGUGUGGGAAACCACGUGGGUCCGCGAGCGCUGCAGGGACUACCACAUUCCGUGCCCCUACCAGAUGCCUCAGAUGAGUCGCCCGGACCUGAUCCUGUUUCUGAUGAAGUACCUCAUGGCUCUGAUCGUGGGCAUCCCUUCCGUUUUCUGGGUCGGGAGCAAGAAGACGUGCUUCGAGUGGGCCAGCUUUUUUCACGGACGCAGGAAAAAGGAGGCCGUCAACGAGAGCCGGCAGGUGCUCCAGGAGCCGGACUUCGCGCAGUCGCUCCUGCGGGACCCCAACACCCCCGUCAUCCGCAAGUCCCGGGGCACCUCCACCCAGGGCACCUCCACGCACGCUUCCUCCACCCAGCUGGCCGUGGUGGACGAGCAGAGGAGCAAGGCCGGCAGCGUCCACAGCAAAAUGAGCAGCUACCACGGCAGCCUGCACAGGUCCCGUGACGGCAGGUACACGCCGUGCAGCUACCGAGGAGCGGAGGAGCGCCUGGCCCACGGCAGCACGUCGCGGCUCACCGAUCUUUCCCGGCCCGGCAGCUCCCACCGGCUUAACGAGCCCUCGCGGCCCGGCAGCUCCAGGGACCUCAGCGGCAACCCCCUGACCCACGUCACCCACGGGUCCGGCGUGAACCGGGUCAUCGAAGAGGACGGCGCCAGCGCCUGAGCGGCCCCGCCCGGGGAGGGGCGCCUCGGGAUCCCCGGGGGUCGGGCGAUCCCGACCGCAACCCCCACCGUGGGGAGGCCGGACGGUCGGUCGGGACCUCCCUGGCAAAGCCGCGCCCCUUCCGGCCGCUCCCUGCCGAACCCUCCGAGCUCGCCUUCUGCUCGAGACGGGGCGGCCCCCGCCCGGGCCGGGGCCGGCUCCACUGGAGUUCCCGGAGUUUUGCCUGCAGCGGGCCCGCCUGCUCCCAGAAGCCUCGGGGGGCGGGCCGCGCUCCCAACCCGGGCAGGCUGAGGGUGGGGUCCGGGCGGUGGGGCAGGGGGCCUCAGAAGCUUCUGCUGGGUCCCUCGAGGGGGACCGCCCUCCCCGACAGGCCAGAAUCGGGGCGGGCAGUUGAUGAGAAGAAGGUCCUUGACCAUCCUCCGCCCCCACCGCACCCGACGGGUUCCCUCGUGCCGCGCCGUCUGUCCCGUGGCCGUGGCUUGUUUCCGGGAAGGUCGGUGACCGUCCCCUCGCGGCCCCAGAUCCGGGGUCGUGGUGUGCCGGUCUGUGGGCCCUUGUCUCCCCCGCCGUGCUGGAGUCAGAGAGAUGACCGGGCGUGACACGUGCAGGGAAGGACGAGGGGAGCGGAGGCCGGGCCGGCUCACCGGAGGGCGAGCUGCGAGGGGGCCGGGGCCUCGCCGGCGGCCUCGUCGCCAGAGCCGACGCCCGCGGCCACCACCCGACCCCCGCCUAGCGUUCCGAUCCUUCGGGUCGUUCUCGUUUUCGGUCCCGGGUAGUCGAGAGUGGGACCUGGGGAGCCAACGGGGAGGAUGCGUGGGAGCAAGCGAGCGCGUGUGGGGAGUUAGGCGGGGGUGGCCCGAGGAGCUCGUCGUAGGUGGGAGCCGGCAAAUGGGCGCGGGGGCGAGCGUGUGCACGUGGGUUGUAGGAGACGGGUGGGAUCCAGCACGCUGCCGCUCCGGCGUCGGGGUGCCCGGUUUCCGCACGUUUCUGGCGGCGUGGCGGCGUCUCUUCCCCGUGUCGAUGACGACGACGGUGCCGGUUAAGCGCUUACUACGUGCUAAGCACUGUUCUAAGCGCUGGGGUGGAUACAGGGUAAAGGGGUCGUCCCAC
This is a messenger RNA of Ornithorhynchus anatinus (platypus), 3536 nucleotides long. RefSeq names its product frizzled class receptor 3 (gene FZD3). Gene Ontology annotation, cellular component: plasma membrane. Gene Ontology annotation, biological process: non-canonical Wnt signaling pathway; canonical Wnt signaling pathway. Gene Ontology annotation, molecular function: Wnt-protein binding; Wnt receptor activity. Lineage: Eukaryota; Metazoa; Chordata; Mammalia; Monotremata; Ornithorhynchidae. Bases 207 to 2426 code for a protein of 739 amino acids. The record is from RefSeq and is a predicted model, not a curated record. The transcript has 7 exons.